Molecule: messenger RNA, 4504 nt
Organism: Harmonia axyridis
Lineage: Eukaryota; Metazoa; Arthropoda; Insecta; Coleoptera; Coccinellidae
Product: alpha-methylacyl-CoA racemase
Exons: 3
Coding region: 200-1327 (375 amino acids)
Biological process (GO): bile acid metabolic process
Cellular component (GO): mitochondrion
Molecular function (GO): alpha-methylacyl-CoA racemase activity
Source: RefSeq, a predicted model, not a curated record
CUGACCACACGCUCGGCGUCGGCAUUCAUUUUUGAACGUUAAAAUAUCAUAAAGGAUUUACUCAUUAAUGAAUGCCGGGUUGCGAAAUGAAUUGAUAAUAUUUGGCAGAUAUUACACGUGUAUUGGUUGAAACGUUGAAGUGAAGGUUAUGGGAUUCUAAGUGAAAAAUACUAGAAAAGAGUAAAAUUUCAAUUUUAAAAUGCCAUUGAAGGGUAUCAAAGUACUAGAACUAGCUGGUCUAGCACCAGCUCCAUUCUGUGGAAUGAUUUUAUCCGACUUCGGAGCUUCUGUUUUGAGGAUCGAUAGGGUUACUUCUAACACAGAUUUAGAUUGUCUAGGACAUGGAAAGCAGUCAAUAGCACUGAAUUUAAAGGAUAAAAAAGCAGUAGAAAUAGUUCGUAAAAUGUGCAUGACAUAUGAUGUGAUUUUAGAACCUUUCCGAAAAGGUGUAAUGGAAUCACUUGGAUUGGGCCCUUCAAUUCUAAUGAAGCAGAAUCCGAAGCUAAUAUAUGCAAGAUUAACUGGUUUUGGUCAGUUUGGUCCACACAGUCAUAAAGCGGGUCAUGAUAUCAAUUACAUAGCUUUGUCAGGUUUACUAUCUUUAUUUGGACGCAAAGAUGAAAAACCCACAUUUCCUGUCAAUAUUGUGGCCGAUUUUGGGGGUGGUGGCUUGAUGUGUGCUUUUGGAAUUCUAUUAGCUCUGUUGGAGAGGGGUAAAUCUGGAAAAGGUCAAAUAGUUGAUAAUAAUAUGGUUAGUGGAGCUGCAUAUCUUGGAAGUUGGUUGUACAGGUCACAGAACCUUCCAAUUUGGGGCAGGAAUAGAGGGGAAAAUAUAUUAGACACUGGAUAUCACUUUUAUGAAGUAUAUGAGACAAAAGAUGGAAAAUUUCUCUCAGUUGGAUCUUUAGAGUCUCAAUUUUAUGAUGCUCUAUUGAAAGGCUUAAAUUUAGAGCCUGAAGAUGCACCACAAUAUGAUCCUAAUGUAAAGGAACUUUUCACUAAAAUAUUCAAAGAGAAAAAUUUAGAUGAAUGGAUGAAAAUAUUUGAAAACUUGGAUGCCUGUGUUGCUCCAGUUCUUUCCAUUGAUGAGGCUCCGUUACAUCCACACAAUGUAGCACAAGAAGCAUUCUUUGAAUCAGAAGGAAAAUUUUAUCCUUCCCCUGCUCCAAGACUCAGUAGGACCCCAGGAUCUGCUAAAAAUAAAAAAGUACCACAAGUUGGCGAACAUACAGAGAGUAUUCUCAAAAAUUUAAAUUAUACAGACGAACAGAUUCAUGAACUGGAGAAAAAUGGUACGAUUGCAAUACAUAGAAUAAGUAAAUUAUGAUAAUUGUUGAGUACACCUUUGUUGGGUGAUGGGUUUAGAUCAUUAGGGAAAGGCAUUUUUUCAUUGGGAUGGUUUAUAUCAUACGAUCAUCGUAGUAGAAAGAUUUAGAAUCUUUCAUAAUCAAUAAUAACCUUGAAAGAUGGGUAGAUAUGAAUUGUGGUAAGAUUACAAAUCAAUGAAAAUACCAUAUUGCUUCCUUGACAUGAGAUAACAUUUUUUAUUACAUCCAAAAACAAUAGAGAAAAUGACUUUAUCCUUCAAGAAAUAUUCCAGAUAAUUUCAAUUGUAACAAGUAAAAUAUCAAAUUUUCAAUGGCUACUACAUUAUUUUGAAUGGAAUUUUAAUCAGUUAAAACCGUUAACUAGUUAAACAUUUCUGCCACGUAUGGUCCAAAAAUUCCAACGCUUUCUUGGUGUUGCUUAUUUUAUGCCAAAAAGUAUAAAAAAUCAUAAAUUCAAACAUGAAUUAUUUAAUUAAUCAUAUAGCCUAUUUGACUGGCUGCACCAGUGCGAAUUAAUUCGCAUUUUUGUAGAGCUAAAUGACAUAAUUAGCUCGAAUUAAUUUGCACUGGUGCAGCCAGUAGAAUAAGCUAAAAAUAUGUUGUGCUCAAAUAUUCCAAAUUAAAACUAGCUGUAGAAUUUUUAUGGAAUAUCAUAGAAAUAAUAAAAAAUAAAUUAAGGUUUAUUUGGGAUUACGUAUGGGAAUAGUACAUGUUUAUCUUAGCCCUUAGGUAAGGGGCAGGUAACUUACAUUAUAAACUGAAUACUAAAAAAAUCAAAAUAGAAAUUUUUACUCAAAGAUUUAUCAAGGAUAAAUAAAUUAGAAAAAAUAUGAGAAUUUUUCUAAAGCUAUGCUAGUGCAAAUUGAUAAGCGUUCUUUAUUAAUUUUGGAAAAUAAAAUCACGAAUACACCGUGUAUAUUUCUGAGUGUUAUCUCUAAGAUUAGAGAACCUUAUAAUUGCUAUACUGCAUUGAUACUCAUGAGCAAGCGAUCAAUUAGGUUUGAAGGCUUGAAAUCAAGAAAUAAAGAAAUUUUUAUGGAAACUUAAUAGAAUAACAUUAAAUUAAGAUGACACUGAAUACAAUCUCUUCACCUCAGUGCAAGCCCUUAGAAUUUCAGAUUUUUAAAUAUUUCAUUUGGCUUUUGGAAAUAAAAUAACCCUGGGUUCGAACCUCUCUGUUAAAUUUAUCAUACAAUUUUUUCAUAGGAGUUGAUGCAAGUUUUAGAUUUCUGAAUGGAUUGAGUGCAAAAUCUUUUGACUUGACAAAAGUGCUUUUCUGAAUUUUUUCGAAAAAUAUCUUAGCUAAUUCACUGAAAAUUAGCACAAUUAUUAGGAUAUACAGGAUGUUCUUAAAUUGGGGUAAUAAAGGAAAAUUAGAGAUUCCAUGAAUAAUUUCUUAAAAAAAUCUUAUAAAUAUGGUCCUGCAAACGUUUUGUUUUCGACAUACAGGGUGUUUCUUAUAGAUCUACUUUUUGUGAUGGAUAAUACCAAUAUAUUGUAUAUUUAUUAAUUUUCGCUACAAAUUAAAACAUAAUUUAUUCAUCACAGAUGUCUAACUGAAUCUUUAUAAUUUGGAUUUUCCCGAUUAUUUUAGAGAAUUGUUUGAAAUUUUUUUCUCGAAAUCGCUAGUUUCUUUUUACAUUUUUCUACACUACCAGUGGUCCACCAAAAAAAAAUUCUGAAAGAAAAAAGUGGGCACUGAAAAAAUAUCACCCUGUAUAUUUGCAUUCAAAAUAAACAUAUCACAUGAAGAAAACUUAAAAUUGGAUUAUGUAUGUCAAAUUUGGGUUGAAUAUCAUGUGAAGGGAAGGUGCUGUGAGAAAAAAAAAUUGAACUUCAACACCCUCUAACUCGAAAACAAAGCGUUUGCGAGUCUAGGAUUUUUUUUCUUAAAAUGUUGCGAGAAAUCUGCCAUUUUCGUUUUUACCUCCAAUUUAGGAACACCUGUAGAUCCUUUCAAUUCGGAAAUCCGAUACAAGAAUCGAUAGAUCAAAAUAAAAAAAAUUAAAUCAAUAUAUUAUUGAACAAAAUCAUUUAAUACAUCUUUUCCAAAGACACAUCAGUUGACAGUGUUUUCUAAAAUGCAACCUAUUUAUCGGAAGUGAUUCUCAACACUUUCAGAAUAUUUAACAACUUAUUGUACCAAUAAAAAAUAAUGAUAGACUGUCAGAUACGUUCCAUUCACAAAAGAUAACAAUUAUCCACUUCACUUUCCAAACCAAUUUCUGUUUAUCUAUUCCAUAAUUUGCAUUGGUGUAUUGGCAAUAAGAUUCAAGCUACCGGCAAUAUGGUAUACCUUUACUAUUAGAGCAGCUGAAGAUAUAAUUCAUCAUACAUAUACGUGGUUGGUUGACCUAAACUGCUCUUCUACUUUCUACCUGUAUAGUAAUUCUUCUCUUACGUUAGUAUACACACUACGUUGGCUUUGAACCCCGAUUCAGACUAAAGAGAGUGUGGAAUUCAUUACGAGUUUUGGGUAUGUAAAUGUAAAUUGACAAACAUAAAUCAAAGUACUAUUUGGUGAGUUGAUUUAAGAAAUCCAUUAAGUUAUUUCUAUCUACAAAGUCAUUUAGAAUUUGGAGAAUACCGUUGGGCUAAUAAAAAUUUAACGUUGGCUAUGAAAAUUAGUAGUUCAUAUUAUUAAGUCAUAACAAAAACCAGCUCUCUAUAAAAUAUUUAAUUUUAUUUUCUGAAAUUUGAAAAUCGGAGAUAAAAACAGUAUAAAUAUACUUCCUUUUUGCGGUAAAAUACACAUUUGAGAAAAAAAUCAUAUAAAAAUAUCAAUAAAAAAGAUUAUAGGUAAAAAGUACCAGUGAGGUUCGAACCCAGGGUUAUGUAUCUAUUACAGCUGUGGAGUUGAAAUUUUCGGAUAUUUUUAGUGAAAUAAAUCACUAGGGUUCAAACCCCGAUGCAAGAUAUUUAUCCUGGAGUUUUUAUAUUCAUAAUUAUUUUAUGAUUUUGCAUUUUAUUUUUCUUAUUCCUACAAGAUGUGCUAUAGUCUGUGAUAAAAAAGGAAAUAAUGUGAUAUAAUGCAAAUUUUGCCUUGUUUUGAGAUUAUAUACCUAUGUCGUACAAACUUCAACUGUGAACUUUUCAAGGAGGUUAAGAAAAUAUUUUCAAGAAAUUGUCUAAUGUAUUUGUAAUGUCUUUCGAAUAUUAAAUAUAUUCUAUUUUGA